Messenger RNA from Miscanthus lutarioriparius, 894 nucleotides. The record is from the annotation of a GenBank genome assembly. Lineage: Eukaryota; Viridiplantae; Streptophyta; Magnoliopsida; Poales; Poaceae.
AUGAACAAGGGCAAAGGAUAUGAUCUGCCUAGGAAAAAGGUUCACAACGAAGGACUGCAUCAAAUAGGAGAUGAAGACUUCUUAAGGGAAAUGGGUAUUGGAUGUGAUGACACUGGACUGGAACUUACACAAUUAUCAGAGAUAAUAGCUAACAAACAUUGUGAACAGAGUGCUUUAGCAAGAGAUUUAGAAGUCAAUAUUCAAAGUUACUACAAUUUUGAUUCAAAUAUUGUAAACCCCAAUUAUACUAAUGAGCAGAGCUCAAUACCACCAGUGAACUACAACAGCUAUGGACAAGAACAAGAAAUGCAGAGACAAGAAGUGAUCAUGUCACCAGGAGGAACAAGUUAUGUACUAUCACAGGGCGGAUCAAGCUAUACAAGCCUUAUGAACCAAGUCAUAGCUCAGGCUAAAUCUUCAAAUCAGAAUUAUGAAGAAUUUUUGUCAUCUGAAAUGACAGGAAGUUUCAUGGACAUACUCAAUGAGCCAUUUCCACUAGAGAACCGGAUGUUCAUCACUACCAGCAGAAUCUAUGAGCUGCCACAAGAUGAUGCAGGCGGCCUGCGAAAUAAAGAAUCAGAAGCAGUACUAGAGUUUGCAAAUGAAGAAAACAUGGUACAUGAGGAAAGACAAGAUGAACAAGGCAGUGAAGGGGAGCAAGAUACAGAGGGCAACACGACAAAACAACAUCUAGUAGCAAGUGAAGAACAAGAUGAAGCAGAGCUCAGGGCAAUUCAGAUUGAAAGCCAAAGUAUUAUGGCAGCUGAGCGUUUAUCUCAGGAACAUGCUAGCAGGCAUGUUCCUCAGCUAGGCAUGAAAUUCAAAACAACAGAAGAUGCGUACAGUUUCUACAAUGACUACGCAUUUAUAGUCGGGUUUUCAUUGGUCAAAUAG